This is a messenger RNA of Fragaria vesca subsp. vesca, 1375 nucleotides long. RefSeq lists its product as uncharacterized. The transcript is spliced from 10 exons. Gene Ontology annotation, biological process: meiotic spindle organization; meiotic DNA double-strand break formation. The record is from RefSeq and is a predicted model, not a curated record. Bases 1 to 1095 code for a protein of 364 amino acids. NCBI's taxonomy places the organism in Eukaryota, Viridiplantae, Streptophyta, Magnoliopsida, Rosales, Rosaceae.
AUGUCAAACUCAGCGCCGCCGGACGAGUCGGUGAGAAUCGCCACCGCGAUCUCUCUUCUCCGAUCAAAGCUUCUCCAAAAGCACACUUCUCCUUCUCAAAACCCCGACGCUCUCCGAUGGAAGCGAAAGGCCAAGGAGCGGAAGCAAGAGCUCUUGAGACUCCGGCAAGAUCUGAAAGAAGCCGAAGAUUCUUCGCAGUGCGACUUGUUUCCGCAAAGCGCAUCCUGCAAGUGCUAUUUCUUUGAUAAUUUGGGGAAACUGAGCCCUAAUCGGCUGCCGGAGGCUUCUCAGUGCAGAUUCAAUGACGUUUUGCGACGCCGUUUUCUCAGACACGUGCGUUUCAAGGAAAGGAGAAGGAGAACCACCGGUUCUUAUUCGCAGCGGUACCGAUUCUCAGACAUGAACAGUGAAGAUGAAAUGGAGCUGCUUAGAGCCUCGGUCGACUUUCUAGUGGAGCUUUGCGAAACCAGUUCUGCGGUGGAGGAGGCUAGCUUUUUGAAUUGGUCACACCAAGCUGUAGAUUUUAUUUUAGCUUCAUUGAAGAAUCUGUUAUCAACUGCAAAGAAUAUAGACCUGAUAGAAGGAAUUGUCAGCAGCUUAAUCACACGUAUGAUUACAAGGAUGUGUUGCCCCUUGCAAGGAAAUGCAGCAAAACAAUCCAACUCUGACGGGCAGUUCUUCGUCCAGCACUUGAUCCGAAAACUUGGUACUGAUCCUUACGUUGGCCAACGUGCACUUUUUGCAGUUUCUCAGAGAGUCUCCGUUCUGGCAGAGAAUUUCCUUUUCUCAGAUCCAUUUGAUGAUGCUUUUACAAACAUGCAUCAAUGCAUGUUCAUACUGAUCCAGCUUAUUGAGUUUUUGGUGUCUGAUUACUUAUCAGUAUGGUCAAAGGAUGAAGGUUUUGACAUUGUGCUCUUCGAGGAGUGGGUGGCAUCAGUUCUUCACGCUCGUAAAGCAUUGGAACUUUUGGAAAGCAGAAAUGGGCUAUAUGCGUUAUACAUGGAUCGAGUCAUAGGUGAACUGGCCAAACAAGUGAGCCUUACCAUGUCACUGCAGAAGAUCAAACGUGAAAUACUAGAUAAGCUAUUCGACUGACCAAAUCAUUACAUUUUAUAUUAAGAUCUCCGAAGGUCACCCACUUCUUUUAAUUUAGCUUACUUGUACACUUGGAUUUAUCUAACCCAUCAGAAAGAGUACGGGCAAAGGUCUAGAAAUAAUGGCGUCUAUCACAUAAAAUCUGUUUCUGUGCCAUUCAAAGAAGAUAAGAGCUUAGUCGGCCGGUGUCUCCAAUAUUUUAAACUCUUCCUUUCUUGUGUGAGAUUCGUCGGCUAGCUAUAUUUUGAUUUCUUCAGGUAUAGACCAAUUGAGGCAUGGG